GGUUAUGUUGAUGUUGAAAAAAUUAAUCACAUUAUUUAGAAAUGUCUCUUUUAAAAGUGCUUUUGCGUAACAAACAUUUCAAUUUCAAUGCAGAAAAACUAGUAUUUCAGCAAAGCGGGGACAGAAAAUUAUCAAAUGACGUUAAUAAUGAAAUAACUGAAAAAGUUGAAUCAGGAGGGUUUGCCAAGUCCUACGAAAAAUUCGAAAAUAUAAAAGAUCAUAACAAAUCUCCACCAGCUCAUCAGACAUUCGCAAGUUUAUUGAAGAAUUCUAAAUUUAUAGACGUAGGAGACCCGGAAGGAAAAAUAGUAAAUGGAAAAAUAUUUCAUGUUGUUGAUGAUGAUUUGUAUAUAGAUUUUGGAUGGAAGUUUCACUGUGUUUGUCCCAAACCAAAGAAGAACUCUAGUGAUUUUGUGAAAGGAGCUAUGGUACGCUUACGUAUCAAAGAUUUGGAGCUAUCAACAAAAUUUCUGGGCUUUGAUAAAGACCUCACUUUACUUGAAGCAGAUUGCACUUUACUAGGAUUGAUACAGGAUAGGAUCAGAAGUACACCCCAAUAGUAGCAGUAUAUUUUGUAAUGAAUAAGCACAUCUCCAAAAAAUUGUUUAUUCCGGUUGGCAAGAAUUAGUUAUUAAUAUUUCUUCAUUUUUAGUUUUAUUAAUUAAAAUUGAUGAUUUCACUAUCAAGUGAUGAGGAGUGAAAAUAAAGAUUUCUUAUUUUCUCAAUUGUCUACCUGGCAUAAACUUCAUUUUCAUUUUAUUGCAAGUUUACUAGUAAAAUAGUAUUUUUUAAAGCACAUUGCAUGAAUUAAUGAAUUUUAUUUACAAUUACUUAAUACAAUGUUUAUACAUUAUCCCUGCAAUUAGCUUUGAAAAUGUCAAUAGUAGGCAGCUGGAUUAAAAAAUCAUGAAAUUGAAAAAUUUCACAAAUAUAUAAUGAUUUUGUAAUUACCUGCUUGAAGCCCAUGUGCCAUAAAAUAUACACAUGAUUUUCUAUAGUAUGAUGAUAUAUAUUUUGUACUAGAAUCAAGAUUGUAUCUUGAUUCUUGUAGAAAAUACAUCUAACAUAGGGACUGAAAAUUGGUAAUUUAAAACAGAGGUAAUUUAUAUUGAAUUGAGUUGAUAUACUGGGUGGGAACAUAAAAUAUAUACAUAAACUAAAUAAGGCACUUGAGAAUUCUUUUAGUAAUUUGCUCAGUAAUUGAACAGCUAUGCCCAACAUUUUUAGACAAAUUCCAAAUUAAUAACAAAUAGUUAUUCAUUCUGAAAAUGUGUACACAGUUUCAGUUUGCCAAAAGGUGAACAAUACUUGGUCAAAUUACACUUCUCAACUGAUCAUUGAGAAUCAAAUACUAUCCAUAUUAUAUUACUGAAAUGUUAUUUGAAAGUGUUUAUAGAUGACGGUUUCUUUCACUUUUUGAUAUGAUAGUGAUCAACUUUCAAUAGAGAUACCAGAAUAAUUAUCAGAUCUAUGUCACGGUUAUACAGUAUAAAAUAAACGAUAUUUUUUUAUAACAACACACAAGGCAGUCCACAACACAAUGGUAAGCAAACCGGGACGACAGUGGCCCCACUGCUGCUUUUCAUCUUGCUUUUGCUUUCUGCUUCAUAUUGGUAUUUUCCGGAUGCCUUUGCAUAGCCACCCUG
Phaedon cochleariae (mustard beetle) is the source of this 1646-nucleotide messenger RNA. Lineage: Eukaryota; Metazoa; Arthropoda; Insecta; Coleoptera; Chrysomelidae. The record is from the annotation of a GenBank genome assembly.